Messenger RNA from Symbiodinium necroappetens, 558 nucleotides. Lineage: Eukaryota; Dinophyceae; Suessiales; Symbiodiniaceae. The record is from the annotation of a GenBank genome assembly.
AUGUUCGGCAGGUGUUGCUGCCUACAGCCGGAUGAUGGCCACGAGCAGGUCUUUCACACGGGGACGCCCAUGGAGUUACCACCGGCAGGAGAGCGGAAGUCCCUCCAAGUGCCGCCGGAUUUCAGCAUCCGCAGCGUGGACUCCACGGCCUCGCCAGGUGCAGGAUACAUCAGCCUCAGUGAGGAGCAAAAGGCGAGGGAGAUGUCGAAGCUGCAACACAUGAUUCGGGAUUUUGUCAUGGAGUUUCUGCAGGGUGUCUUCCUGGAUGCUGUCCUGGAAGAUGGAUCCCUCGUGCCAUGCCGCUGCGUCAUGGACAGCAAGCUGUCCAUACUCAUGCUGCAGGUGCAGUCCACCACGCGGACUGUCGACUUGACCAGCAUUCAGGAGAUUUGCUCGGGAGGGGAGCUCAAGGACCUCCAGGUGACAACUCCUCUGGACGAGAAUUGCGUGACCCUGGUGAUGGCUGAUGACCAGUGCGUGUCCUUCAAGUUUCCAGACAAGCAGGCGAGGGAGCACUUCGCUACCUGCAUGAAGGUGCUGCGCCUGGCCCUCGACUGA